CCGAGCGAGAGGGCGUUCCUGUUUCCCCUUGCGGCCUGUUCUGUCUGUCACCUCCUGCUGCGCGGUUCUAGCUGUACGGUUCGCGUCCUCUCCCCGGUGCUCAGGCGGAAGAGGCCCGAGCUGAACGCGUAAACAUCGGGCGUGGGACGCAUGAUUUUAAAGGACUGGGUGUUACAAAUGGAAGCGGCUGGUUUUGUGCCCAGGCGGCGGAUGACAGCGGACACAUCGGGCGGCGAUGCCGCGGUGGCCGGAGCUUCCGCGGGAGCGGAGAUACACUGGCUCGACGGCAGGUUCUGGGGUGUUUCCGAGAGUCUCGUCGGCACUUUGACACCUCGGAUAGCAGGAGAAACGGAGCUUCAUGUUGGACAUUUCUAUGGUUCCCAGGAGGCCAAUGAUAUGUCGGAACCGGACUAUGAGGGUUUGCCCCAGGGCGCCUCCACCAGCACGCACAUGUUGGCAGGAGCAGUGGCAGGAAUCAUGGAGCAUUGCCUGAUGUUCCCUGUUGAUUGUGUGAAGACGCGCAUGCAGAGCCUUCAGCCAGAGCCAGCUGCCCGCUACCGUAACGUGAUGGACGCUUUGUGGCGAAUCGUGAGGACGGAGGGAAUCUGGAGGCCAAUCAGGGGUCUGAAUGUUACAGCUGUAGGGGCGGGGCCAGCCCACGCACUGUACUUCGCCUGUUACGAAAGGUUGAAAAAGGUCCUCGGUGAUAUCAUCCAUCCAGGAGCGAACAGUCAUUUGGCGAACGGGGCCGCUGGAUGUGUUGCCACAUUGCUUCACGAUGCUGCAAUGAAUCCAGCUGAAGUGGUGAAGCAGAGGAUGCAGAUGUAUAACUCGCCAUACCGUGGCGUUCUGGACUGUAUACGCUGCGUGUGGCAGCAGGAGGGGGCGCUGGCCUUUUAUCGCAGCUACACCACGCAGCUCACCAUGAACAUCCCAUUCCAGGCGUUGCACUUCAUGAGCAGGAGUCUCUGACUCAAUUCCAUCAGCCAAAGCGGAAGACACAUCACAGGCCUCGGCCAUGCCUUCCGGACUGUCUACAGGCUUGGCGGCCUUCCUGCUUACUUCAAAGGCGUUCAGGCCAGGGUCAUAUACCAGAUGCCCUCGACUGCCAUCAGCUGGUCCGUCUACGAGUUCUUCAAGUAUGUUAUCACCAAACACCAGCACGAGAAGCGCAGGAUCCAAAGGGACGGAGAGAAGUGACCGCUCACAGCUGGCCUGACCUUGGCUUUCUCUCGCAUAACCAACCAGAUAAGUACGCGAGCUGCAAAAGGACUGAUUUAAUAAAUGAUACGCACAUAUAGAGUCCAAACACUCAUGUCUGUUUACUUCGUUUCAGUUGGCAUUUAAUACUGAAACUUUCCUGUAUAAUUCAACUAAUAAUCAUAACCUAAGUUCUCACUGUGAAGGCUCAAGUUUUUAUUCAAGACAUCCUACUUAACACUUAACCCAAAUUACACCUCCCACAAGAGGGAGUCAGAAGCCUCUUUAGACGUUAUAUGCUAAUGAGUGGGCGGUCUUUAAGUUUGUGGGAGGGGUUUAGAGCUUCUAAACUUCUCCAAAUCCUUCUUUCUUCUAAACAGUACCUGGAACAGCAAACCUGACCCCUACUUUUUCAGAUUUUCCCAGCCAAAAUCAAUACGCACAAUUAAAGACACAUCUGUACAUUCAAUUUGGGAUUUUGAACAUCAUUAAAAUCAUUCUUUAUGACAGAAUGUAGACCUGUACAGUAAUGUAUUGCCUUCACUGGCUGAAUAGCACUCAGAGAUAAUGAAAAAUAUCUAUGUUAGAGGUAUUUUUGUAGUAUUUGGCAGUGGCUUUUCCUCAGCAGUUGUGGGAAAUAUUCCUGCAGUUGAUCCAAAGUUUUGAAAUUGUUGCCCCUUCAUAACUUGUAGAAAUAGUUUUGCGGUCUCUAGGGGACGCCGCAUAUAGAUCUGUAUAACAGCUUUAAGAAGACACAGUCAUUUCUGGCCAACAUUAGUAUUAUUCAGUCAACAAUGCCUUAGACAUGCAGAUCACAUGACCUGAGUGUCAUUAAAAAUUUAGAUUCAGAUUUAAUCUGUUGAGGUCCUUCUGAGUAUUUCAGUGACUAUGAAUUGGUUAUUUGGAGUAAUUUCUUGAUGGACACUGGAAUGUAUUUUGGUUUGCUCUUAACUGAAUUUUAGGUCUUUUUUUUUUUUUUUUGAGAGUUUCAGCUGAAAUGCACCUGGCAGUUGAACAUGUGAGGAGUUUUAUCGACAAGUCUGCCCCAUUCCUUUUUGUUCCUCAGCUUUGAAUAAAUCAGCAGUGCAGGGAUUUCCCUGACUUGCAUAAACUGA
Messenger RNA from Sinocyclocheilus anshuiensis, 2315 nucleotides. Its product is annotated as mitoferrin-2-like. Gene Ontology annotation, molecular function: ferrous iron transmembrane transporter activity. NCBI's taxonomy places the organism in Eukaryota, Metazoa, Chordata, Actinopteri, Cypriniformes, Cyprinidae. Gene Ontology annotation, cellular component: mitochondrial membrane. Gene Ontology annotation, biological process: iron import into the mitochondrion. The record is from RefSeq and is a predicted model, not a curated record.